UAAGAGCUGAGUGUCUUUUCCCCUCGGUUAGACAGCAAAGACGCUUCCAUCGUUUUAUUACUCUCGUAGACCUUGGACUCCUCCUGGUAGGCCACCCAGGUGUGGUCGACCUCUGAGGCCUAGUGUUACCUUAUAGUGUGACCUCUGACCCCUGGUGUGAUCUUGGGCCCAGGCUGGGACCAGCCCCUGGUGUGGGCUGAGGGGGCGGUCAUGGAGCUAGGUAGCUGCUUCGAGACCUACAAGGACUUCAAGGAGUGCUUCAGCGCCUACAAAAAGGAGAACAGGUGCUCCUUCAUUCUCAGGGACUGCGUCUCCGUCCGGUUCCACAACCUCAACCAUGGCACUUCCAUCCGUGAGGAUAUCCUAUAUGUGCAGGUGAAAUUUGUCUGUAUUCGGACCCAGUCCAACAGGAAGAGACCACCAGAGACAGAUAUGUGCCCAGCAUACUUGCUCCUGCAGUACAACGAGAAGCUAGAUAGACUAUUUAUUAGUGAACUGAACACCAAGCAUAUACAUGUUGACUCCAAAACUGCUGGUCCUGGAAGAGACACUGCUGCCAAAGUGCAGAAGACAACUUGCCUGCAGAAACCCCAGCCUAUGUGUUCCACAACCAAGAAAAACCUUGAUACGACUGAGAAGUUUCCAGUUGAACCAUCAUUUUGCCAAGGUAAGGUCCAGGUGCCCUCAAAGCCUGAGCAGGAAAGCAUCACUCCUUCUGACCUGGCCAAGAUAGCAAAGGUGAUGAAGAACUUUCUCAAGGUAGAUGAGGGUUCCAUGGCCUCCCUCAGUGUGGGCAACAGCCAGGACCUAGACCGACUCAGUUUCCAGAGCAGCAAGAUGGGCUAUCUGUUCAUCCGCUUCCCAGAGAAUCUCCUGCUGCACCGGGUAGAGAAUGCCCAGGGCCAUAUCCUCUAUGCGUUUUUGGUGGAGAACAAGGAACGAGAGGGUCGAGUGGUACACUUUGCUGUGCUCAAGACCGAGACAGCUACAUCUGUGGCCAAGAUGCUGAGCAUCUUCACAGAAUUCAACUCUGAUUGGCCUAAGGUCAAGGUGGUCUUUGUGGACCCAUCCUUCCCUCACCGGGCCAUCCUGCAGGAGAUCUUCCCUGGUGCCCGCAUCCUCCUUUCCAUCUACCACACAACCCGACUCUUGGAGAAGAAGUUGCAUCGUAGUUCAGCUGAGCCAUCCUUUAAAUGGCUCAUGAAGGAAGCCCUGCGGAAGGCUGUGUUUGUCACUUCUGAUGCCAGCCUGCAAAAUCUCUCUCAGAUGUCCCAAGCCCUACUAGAUGAGGAUCUCUUCAGCUUCCUACAGGCCCAUUGGUUCUCCUGCGAGCUGCUAUGGUAUAUGCAUGUCAGGAAGGGCCUGCACGCGUGUAACACCUACAUGGACAGCCUGGAUGUUGUCACCAGCAAAGUGUCAAGCCUUUUUCGAGAACAGCAGUCCCUGCUGGACUGCAUCCUCAGCUUUGUGGACUACAUAGACUUAUUUAAUACCAAAGGCUUAAAGAACUUGCCCACAGCUCCUCCCAAGUUAAAGCGGGCCCGGCCAGCAAGCAGCAUGCUGCCAAGGUCCAAGAAGGCUUUUGGAAUCUGUGGAGGGAGCCUCACCAAGCCUUCCUGGCUCCCUGUGGAAGCGACAAAGUCAGACUCACAGCAGCAGGUGCAGCCCUCCCAAAGUGGUAUGCUAGACAUCUUACACCAGUGUGGCUCCACGCUGGCCUAUAAGCUGUGCCACAGUGAGUGGGAGGUGGUACAGAACUCCACCCACCUGGUGGAGGUAGCUGGCUCCUCAGUGGACGUGCAGCUGCUAGAGGACUCUCACCAGGUUAGCAAAGAUGGCUGUAGCUGCAGCUGUUCCUUUCAACAGUGCUACCGCCUGCCAUGCCGGCACAUUUUGGCCCUGUUGCAUACCAGCCAGCAGCCUGUGGGCGAAGCCAUGGUGUGCCGCCGGUGGCAGAAGAGAUACCAGCACCUCCUUGGACCCAAUGGGGACACUGUUUUGGUCCCAAAUGCAGGCCAGCCUGGGAAGCAAGGACAACAGGACAUGAUUCAGGACCUUAGCAGGGAGUUGGCGAACCUGCUAAUGCAGAGUGAGGGGCCGGAGCUGGAGGAGCGCUUUUCCACCCUGCGCAAGAUUGUGGACAUCUGGGCUGACCCCUACCAGCUGCCCGAGCCCAUUCAGCAGCCAGGAGACUUCGAGGAUGUAGGCCAACUCCCUUUCCUCUGGGGAAAACCAGAGGAAGCGGAGGUCCCUCCUGCUGGAGCCGUGAUUCAUGAUUGAAGCAUUUGAGCUAGUGCACUGGGCCACAAACCCUUCUCCUUGGAAGUCUGAGAGCUCAAAGUGGGCAGGUCAUAUUGGGGUCAGCUUUUUAUAACCAGUGUCUUCCUAGGGUGGGCUAGGAAGAUGUUACGGUAGAAAGGAAAGGAAUUCACUGUGUGUGUAACAACCCUUUUCUCUCCUACCUUUGGCAGUCUUCAGGAGUCUCAUUCAUUGUUCAAGGCCAAAGUUAUUUCCAUGCUGAAAGGUCAUCCCUCCUCCCCCCACCCCCAAGAUCAGAUCCUAUUCACUUUACAGAGAUGAACACCUGCCCCAGGAGAAGGUGGGACAAAAUGGGCCUGGCGAAAGGGCCUGUUUUCAGGGACAGAGGAAGAAGGGUGAUCUUUGGCUGUUGCUGCUCUCUAAGAAUCUCAUCUGUCAUUUGUAUCUAUUUUUAUUUGUAUUAAAUAAAGGUUUUUUGUUUUUUGUUU
Messenger RNA from Choloepus didactylus (southern two-toed sloth), 2747 nucleotides. It is a transcript of the gene ZSWIM3, whose product is annotated as zinc finger SWIM-type containing 3. The record is from RefSeq and is a predicted model, not a curated record. Gene Ontology annotation, molecular function: zinc ion binding. Lineage: Eukaryota; Metazoa; Chordata; Mammalia; Pilosa; Megalonychidae.